AGGGAUCAUUGUGUUAGCCUGAUAGGGAUCACUAAAGGAUACUAAACGUUACAGGACAAGGAGCAGUCUCUAUACACUGCCAUCAUGACAGAUGAAGAGGGUGUUAAGAAGGUCAAGUCAAAGGAAGUCUGUGGCUAUCCCCUCAGCAUAUUCUUCAUUGUUGUAAAUGAGUUCUGCGAGAGAUUCUCCUACUAUGGCAUGCGAGCUGUGCUGGUGCUGUACUUCAGGUACUUCCUCCGGUUUGAUGAUGACCUGGCCACCUCCAUCUACCACACCUUUGUGGCUCUGUGCUACCUGACUCCCAUCCUGGGAGCCAUUAUAGCAGACUCCUGGCUGGGCAAGUUUAAGACCAUCAUCUACUUGUCCAUUGUCUAUGCAAUUGGCCAGGUUGUGAUGGCAGUCAGCGCCGUUCAUGACAUCACGGACACAGACAGAGAUGGAACGCCAGACAACUUGACCUUGCAUAUUGUGUUGUCCAUGGUGGGCCUGCUGCUCAUUGCGCUGGGUACAGGUGGUAUCAAACCAUGUGUAGCUGCUUUUGGAGGAGACCAGUUUCAGGACCACCAGGCGAAACAGAGGAGCACUUUCUUCUCUGUUUUCUACCUGUGUAUCAAUGGUGGGAGUCUCCUGUCUACUAUCAUCACACCAAUCCUCAGAGGCCAGGAGUGUGGCAUCCACAGCCAGCAGAAGUGUUACCCUCUGGCAUUUGGUGUCCCUGCUGCGCUCAUGGUGGUCGCCCUUGUCGUGUUCAUAAUUGGAAGUGGUAUGUACCAUAAGACUGAACCGCAGGGAAACAUUAUGCUGGAUGUUUGUAAAUGUAUUGGGUUUGCAGUAAAGAACCGCUUCAGGCACAGGAGUAGCUCCUACCCGAAGAGAACGCACUGGAUGGACUGGGCCGAAGAGAAAUAUGAGAAACUCCUCAUUGCUCAGAUAAAGAUGGUGCUGAAGGUCUUAUUUCUGUACAUUCCCCUUCCCAUGUUCUGGACCCUAUUUGACCAAAAGGGCUCUAGGUGGACUCUUCAGGCCACCACCAUGGAUGGGAACUUUGGGUUCCUCAUUCUGCAGCCUGAUCAAAUGCAGACUGUCAACCCCAUCCUGAUCCUGACUCUGGUACCUAUCAUGGACAGUGUGGUGUACCCACUGAUAAAGAAAUGUGGCCUGAACUUCACUCCUUUGAGGAGAAUGACAGUGGGGAUGUUUUUUGCAGCUAUGGCCUUUGUUGCUGCAGCUUUGGUACAGAUCCAGAUUGAUAAAACCUUGCCAACCUUCCCUUCAUCCUCCCAGAGCCAAUUAAAAUUACUCAACAUGGGCAGUAACCCCUUGAAUGUUACCCUACCCAAUAAUGAUCCCUUAAUGAUUGAAGCAGCUCAGGCUAGUGCAAAUUACCUUACAUUUGAAGAAGAAAGCAUCAAAGUUUCAUUUCAGAAUCCUGCAAUAUCUAGGACUAUUUCCUUAGCAAAGGAAAAGCGGCAAACACUUCUAAUCCCCUCAAACCUCAGUGCCCCAAUGUGGGAGGUGACUGACGAUUUGAUGGCAAAGCCAGAGCAAGGGGCCAAUGCAAUCAGAUUUGUUAAUGGGAUGGCUGGAGCGGUGAAUGUGUCAACUUUUGGAACCAUUGACUACUCCUCUGCUUCCAACUACUCUCUCAUAUCAAAUGGAAAAACCACCUUCACCAUUACCAGUGGUGCAAACACAUGUGAAUACUCCAGAGAAUUUGGAUUCGGAAGUUCUUACACUAUCCUUAUACCCAGUGAUUUCUCAUGGGGCGUGAGUUGCUGGGAAUCCAUUUCUGUGGUUGAGGACAUCCAGCCCAACUCCUUCCAUAUGGGCUGGCAGAUCCCACAGUACUUCCUCAUUACCUGUGGAGAGGUGGUGUUCUCUGUUACUGGCCUGGAGUUCUCUUACUCACAGGCACCGAGCAACAUGAAGGCAGUGCUGCAAGCAGGCUGGCUGUUCACUGUAGCUAUUGGCAACUUUAUUGUGCUUAUUGUGGCUGAGAUUGCACAGAUCGAAGAACAGUGGGCAGAGUUUAUCCUCUUCGCCUCCCUCCUAGUGGCAGUGUGUGUCAUCUUCUCCAUCAUGGCCUAUUUCUAUACCUACAUAGACCCUGUAGAGAUCGAGGCCCAGUUCAGGGACAAAGGCAGUAAGGAAGAAUCAGACAAAGAGGAGCUUCAAAUGCAGAAGAAAGAUUCCAUAGCCCAUCACAAUGAAGAUGAUGAACCCAAACACACCAAAAUGUAAAUGUCUGUAAAUGUGCAUAAUUAUCUGUGUGUGUGUGUGUGUGUGUGUGUGUGUGUGUGUG
This is a messenger RNA of Coregonus clupeaformis (lake whitefish), 2302 nucleotides long. RefSeq names its product solute carrier family 15 member 1a (gene slc15a1a). Gene Ontology annotation, cellular component: membrane. The record is from RefSeq and is a predicted model, not a curated record. The coding region runs from base 85 to 2241 and encodes 718 amino acids. Gene Ontology annotation, biological process: transmembrane transport; oligopeptide transport. Gene Ontology annotation, molecular function: dipeptide transmembrane transporter activity. Lineage: Eukaryota; Metazoa; Chordata; Actinopteri; Salmoniformes; Salmonidae. The transcript is spliced from 23 exons.